Molecule: messenger RNA, 1663 nt
Organism: Helianthus annuus (common sunflower)
Lineage: Eukaryota; Viridiplantae; Streptophyta; Magnoliopsida; Asterales; Asteraceae
Exons: 1
Coding region: 95-1309 (404 amino acids)
Source: RefSeq, a predicted model, not a curated record
CCCGGAACACCCACCCCCUGACACCCUGAAGAUACUAUUCAAUCUACUUGUUCAUUUCAAGCUUCCAGUUCCCUUAUCCACAUGAACUGAUCAAAUGAAUUUUCUCUACAAAUCCAUCCAAACCCUCUCCCUCAAUCUCAAUCUCAACCCCAAUCUCCCACCUCCAUCUUUCCACCAUCAAACCCCCCUCCACCCACCCAAACCCACCACCACCGGUUUCCGCCAAUGCCGCCGCUCAAUCCCACCCACCUUGGCCUCCGACCACCCCGCCUCCAUGUCGGAAAUCGACAUGGUCCCAAACAAAGAGGGCAUCUUCACUGCAAAACCCAAAAAAGUCGUCAUCUUAUGGGACCUCGACAACAAACCCCCACGCGGCCCUCCAUACGACGCCGCUUUAUCCCUCAUUAACAUCGCCACUCAUUUCGGUGAAGUCGUUGACGUCUCCGCUUACGCUAACCGCCACGCCUUCGUCCACCUCCCUCACUGGGUCCGUGACCAACGCCGUGAUCAACGCCGUCAAGAUUUUCUUGAACGGAAAGGCGCCGUUACCCCACCAGAACCCUACAUUUGCAGUGUGUGUGGACGCAAAUGCAAGACUAAUUUAGAUUUAAAAAAACAUUUCAAACAGUUACAUCUUAGAGAAAGGGAGAAAAAGAUGAAUAGAAUGAAGAGUUUGAAAGGAAAGAAACGACAGCGUUUUAAGGAGAGGUUUAUUAGUAGUGAUCAUAAGUAUAUGGAGGCUGCUAGGACUUUGAUUACGCCCAGAGUCGGGUACGGGUUGGCGGCCGAGUUAAGACGGGCCGGGGUGUUUGUUAAGACAGUGGAGGAUAAACCGCAGGCGGCGGAUUGGGCGUUGAAGCGGCAAAUGCAGCAUUCGAUGAGUAGAGGGAUUGAUUGGUUGGUGUUGGUUUCGGAUGAUUCGGAUUUUGUUGAGAUGUUGAAGAGGGCGAGAGGGUCGAAUUUGGGGACGGUGGUUGUUGGUGAUUGGGAUAGGGCGUUGGGUCGCCAAGCGGAUUUGUGGGUUCCGUGGAAUCGGGUUGAGAAUGGGGAGAUUACGGAGGAGGAUUUAGUGAUUAGAAGGAGAAGUGGUGAGGAUGUGGACGAUGUUAAUGCGGGUGCGUUUGUAUCCGAUUUUGAUGAACGGGGUAUGAGUUUAGAUGGUGUUUUGGAUGAACUAGUGAGGGAACGAAACGGGUUUAAUCAGUCCAAGAUUUCGAUGUUUUCUGAAGGGGAAGAAGAGGAUGAUGAUGAUGAAAGUGAUUACUUAUCUGAUAGUGAUGAUGAUGAAGAAGAUGAUUGGUACAUUUGAUAGGAAAAACGGUCUGUCUUGUUCUGUAUGGAGAAGAGAUGCAAGUUAGAUUGCCGACAUAGAAGUAUGGUUCCCAGAAUUAUUUGAUCUAAAGAUUCUUGCUUGUGGUUGGCAAUGGCCUUUCCUCGAGUCCACUUUUACAGGGAAUUCUUCUUUUGGUUGUUUAUAUAAUUAUUCUUUAUGAAUACUUGAUUUAUGUAGAAAGUUAUGAUCUUAUAGAUUUAUAUAUUUAAUGUUAGUUUGAUGCUCUCAAGUUGUCUUCUUAAUCCAUAGUUUUGACUUUUGAUGAUAAAGAUAGAUGUAGGGAAAUGAGAUCCUGUAAAACUGUACAUAAUGGAAUUUGGAGCCUUUAUA